Monosiga brevicollis MX1 is the source of this 3507-nucleotide messenger RNA. RefSeq lists its product as uncharacterized. Gene Ontology annotation, molecular function: protein kinase activity; receptor serine/threonine kinase binding; ATP binding. Gene Ontology annotation, biological process: protein phosphorylation. NCBI's taxonomy places the organism in Eukaryota, Choanoflagellata, Craspedida, Salpingoecidae. The record is from RefSeq and is a predicted model, not a curated record. The coding region runs from base 1 to 3507 and encodes 1168 amino acids. The transcript is spliced from 3 exons.
AUGGUGCUUGCAAUGCACGUCGCGCCGCCGGGGCUGCCGGUCGCGCGGCGCGGGAUGCUGCUUUGGAUGGUGGGCAUGGUUGCUCUUUGGGGCUGUGCGAUGGGUGAUUGUACAGCAUUGGCCCAGCAGGCCUUGGUGCGUCAUUGCACGCUGCGCCCCACGAGCAUGGCGUGCACGCUCGACACGGAGAGUCUCCAACCGCUCACGGACGACGGUGCUGGCCAUGCGAGUACGGCCCAAGACUCGGCUACCCAGCAGUAUUUUGAUAACUGCGUUGAAGCAAUCGCUUUUGUCGGGACGAGUACCGCGCCCCUCUCGGCAGCUGUAACGCUCGGCAACUUCACAUCACGCAAAGCCAGUCGCCUCAAUUUGUACCGUGUUGAUUUUAGCAAAAGCAGUGACUGGGCGUCCCUGUGGACAGCCUUGCCCAAUGUCACCGUGGUGCAGAGUGAUUUUGUACUGCCCGCCUACAUUUCUGAAGCUGUGACUCACCUCACGCUCCACAACCUCUCGACCGUGGACAACCGCCAUCUGCCAGAUCUCUUGGCUCAAUUGCCCAACCUGGUUGAACUUCAUAUCGAAGACAGCCUGCUCGCUGCCACCAAACUGCGACUCUCUGCUCCCAACCUACGCAGUCUGCGCCUGUUGCAAUGUGCUCUGCCAUCGCUGGACACGGACCUGCUGAUCCAGGCGCCAAGCCUGAUCGAGCUCAACCUCAGCAGUAACAACAUUGUCUCGGUGUCCGCUUCCGCCUUACGUGCUGCGCCCGCCCUGGUGAAUUUGACGCUGGCCAAUAACCGUCUGACCACGCUGCCUGGCUCAUUCUUGAGCUCGAUGACGCAGCUGACUUUCGUGGACCUAGGACACAACCGCCUGACGGAUUGGCCCAGUUUGGGGGCGAACUUGAAGCAUGUGUUCCUGAACAACAAUCGACUCUCCACCCUCGGGCCGCUACACCCUACGCUCCAAACCGCAAGCUGUCGUGUCAAUGCCAUCAAAUCCGUCAGCAGCCCCGUCUGUGUUAACGGGGCGUCAUUGACAAGCCUUGAUCUGGGUCUGAAUCGGCCACUCCCUUCACUCACGACGGCUGACCUAAGCAACUGCCACCAGUUACUUACAUUGUACCUAGACGGCACGAAUGCCAAUGUGGUGCGCGAGGCUGGGCUGCUACGUAGCUUGACUCGUCUUGAGCGGCUAUCGCUUGCGAACAUGGCGCUACAGUCCCUGCCAGAGCUGGCACAACUCACCGCUUUGCGUGAGCUGGACCUGACGGCCAAUGUGCUCACCACUCUCGCGUUGCCAAGCCUCCCACGCUUGAGCACCCUUGCCUUUGCCCUGAACGCUGUGACGGAACUGGUUGCUCUGAAUUUACCAGCUCUACAAAUGUUGAAUGGAUCCUCCAACGCGCUGGCAAGCAUCGACUCGGCGCUGUUUGCAAAGAGUAGCGAGCUUCGCGAGCUGAUCCUCAGUCACAACGCGCUAACAGCUGUACCGCCCACCCCGCAGCCCUGCCGUCUGAUCGAACUUUGGAUCGAUGACAAUGCGCUACAGACACUUGACGGCGUGGGCCUGGAGCGUUGCUUCAACCUCACCACCCUCGCCGCCAUGAACAACCAGCUGACUGCUAUGCCAGCCUCGCUAGUCCAAGCCCUGAGUCGCUUAGAGACGCUGCUUUAUCGAAACAACCCCGUCAUGGACCUCGAAGCGAGCACAUUCAACACCGCGUCACAGCUGACCACACUUUCCAUCCAAUGGAACCGUGGUGGAGACUUUGACUUGAACUGGCUUGCGUCUUGUUCAAGCUUGCUCUCCUUCCUGUUAGCUUCGGAUCGCGCCGUACGACUGCGUGGCUCCCUAAUAGCAAGCAACCUGCAAUUCCUCAGCCUGUCCGGGCUGCAACUCACCGAAGCACCGCCAUUGCCCUUGACCAUCUCCAAGGUCGAUGUCAGCAACAAUUCUAUCACCAGUCUUCCAGCUGUCAGCUUGAAUCAUUUUCCUCAGCUCUUCUUUCUCAACCUCUCUGGCAAUCGCGAGCUUGAGGUGGACACGGACUUUUUAAUGGGCUCAAAACAGCUGCAGUUUGUGGAUCUGAGUUCAACGCGCUCGUUGUUGAAAAGCGGCGAUAUUUGCCGAUCUAUGCCCAAUUUGACAGCUAUCAUCGCCAAUGAUCUGUCUGAGCAAGCUGCAGACGAGGGCCUCGCAGACUUUAUCACGGGCUGUGCUCUGGUCCUCAACAUCCUAGAUCUCUCAAAAAACGCGUGGUUGAACAACGUGAGCUUUAUGCAAGCUGCCUUGCAAUCGGUUGAGAUUAUGCUGACGGACAACAGUGUGGAUAACAAGCCUUUUGCUGUUGUGCAGCUCCAUGAUCUGCCGCUCUUAUGUCUUCACGAGGAGCGCCCGGCUUCAAUCUUUGACACGAGCCUGGGCAUUGCCCUCUUUGUUGUCUUCACCCUAAUGCUGGCCGUUGCUUUGGGCUACGGCAUCUGGCGCGCCAUUCACUGGCUGUUCGGCAUGCGCGAGGAACUGGAGCUGCGCGAGCGACUACUGGCUGAUGCAGAGGAUGACGUCAUUGCCCUCAAGCAGGGGUGGCAUAUCGACGCAGAGGACAUUAUCCUUGGACGGCGGAUUGACGUGGGCUAUGAGGGGGCCUUUGGUGAUGUCUAUCAAGGCCAAUGGAACAGCUUUGUGGUCGCUGUCAAGGUGGCUAAGGCACGCGUCGGUCCGAUGCAGACUGAUGAACGUGCCAUGUUUCAGCGUGAGGUUGACUUUGUCAUGCGGGCCUCGCAUCCCUGCCUGGUGCACUUUUUUGGAUUUGCCUACAUGGAUGACCGGCCAGCCCUGGUCCUUGAAUUUGUUGAACUCGGUUCUCUGGAUCGUCUGUGUCGUGAGACACCAGAGCUCUUUGAUUGGCCACGCCGCUGCUCACUUGCACUCGACGUGGCACGCGGCAUGCGUUAUGUUCACGAGGAGAUGAAGAGCAUGCAUCGCGACUUAAAGCCCGGCAAUGUGUUGGUAACACGAGACUGGCGUGGCAAGGUGAAUGACUUUGGCAGCAUGAAGUAUUGCUUUCAGAGAUAUCAGCAGAAAUUUGCAUCGACCUCAGGGCGUGACUUCUCAACGAGCUCCAGUCCCAUCAGCACGCCCAACGCCUCAUUGGAUAAGACUGUGAUGGUGGGCACGCCUCUCUAUGCGGCACCCGAGGUCUUGGAGGGUAGCAAAACGUAUGAUCGCUUUGCUGAUGUGUGGAGCUUUGCGGUGCUGAUGUGGGAGAUGAGUGCGCAUCGUAUUCCGGAUCUGCUUGCCCAUCGUGAGGCAGCGGAGGGUGUCACGUUUCGAGGGCCCUACUUGUCCAACCUCGCAGCCUGUUUGGCCGAUGGGCAUCGAUUGCCCAUGGAUGAGAGUUGGCCAGCGUCGUGGCGCUCGACCAUGACAUUGUGCUGGGCCCAAGAGCCCGAGUUACGACCGAGCUUUGCCGAAAUUGUGCUAGAGAUGAGUACGCCUUUGUAA